AUGCUCUUCCCAAUAGACUCUUCAAACCAGAUACUGGAUGCGGGCCGAAAGCGAGCCAUACUGCUGAGCUCGGUGGGCAGCAAGACGUACAGUCUGAUGAGGAACUUAUUGAGUCCGGAUAAACCGGGGGAUAAGUCGUUUACGGAGUUGACAAGCUUACUUCAGUCCCAUUAUAACCCGAAGCCGAGUGCAAUAGUCCAGAGGUUCAAGUUAAAUUCACGGACUAGAAUGGCAAAUGAAACGGUAACGGAGUAUGUUGCAGUGCUUAGGGAACUGGCACAACAUUGUGAUUAUGGGGACAGACUGACUGAAAUGCUACGAGAUAGGCUCGUAUGUGGCAUUGCAGAUGACCGCAUUCAACGCAGAUUGUUAGCGGAGCCUGAGUUGUCGUUUACAAAGGCCUUGAAGUUGGCCCAGGCCAUUGAGACAGCGAAUAAAGACAUUCGUGAUUUACAGCCGAGAAGCAUUGAAGGGGUGGGGAGCAGGAGUGUUAACCCACUGCCAGUACAUAAAGUGGCCAUGGAGCAUAAACCACAAGGGAAGUCUGGUCAGUAUGCUUGUUACAGGUGUGGUGGUGACCAUUUGUCACGGAACUGUCGUUUUUUAAACGAAAAAUGUCAUGCUUGCGGAAAGAAGGGCCAUGUAAAGAAAAUGUGCCGGUCCAUACCCUCAAAGGUACAGCCACGAAAGGGGGAGGAAAAAAGCAGUGUCAUGGACAGAAAGGUAAGCCGAAAACUAAAAGGGCAGUAUGCACACCACAUGAGGGAAGGUGCAGAGCAAAAAACCCGGGAAACAGAGGAAGUGUUUACCAUGUUGAGCAUGAAAGAGGCAAGGUGGGAAAGAGUGGAUCCCAUUACAACGCAGUUAGACUUAAAUGGGGAAAUAGUUCCUAUGAUGGGAAUGGCAAAAGUAACUGUCAAACAUAAAGACAAAGUCAAGCAGUUGCCAGUCAUGGUAGUAGCAGGUAACGGACCAAACCUGUUAGGCCGAACGUGGUUAAAAGAGUUGGACAUGGGUUGGUUGCAGCUACAUAAAGUAGACCAGCAGGGCCUGACCUUGCAAGAUGUGCUGGAGAACAAUGAAGAAGUGUUCAAAGAGGAACUGGGUACCUGGAGGGGCCCACCAGCAAAGAUACAUGUUAAUGAAAACGCAACGCCAAGAUUUUACAAACCCCGACCCGUACCAUACGCAAUGAAAAAGAAAGUUGAGUUUGAGUUGGAGCGACUCACUAAGCAAGGUAUAAUUGAACCAGUAAAGUUUUCGGAAUGGGCAGCACCAAUUGUUCCAGUAUUAAAGCCAGAUGGUACUGUACGUAUAUGUGGUGACUACAAGUUAACAGUGAACCAAGUUUCGAAGCUGGAGCAGUAUCCAUUACCCAAGGUGGAGGAUGUGUUUGAAAAGCUGACGGGAGGUGAAAAGUUCAGUAAGCUGGACCUCAGUCAGGCAUAUCAACAAGUGAUUCUGGAAGAAGGGUCAAAGGCAUAUGUUACCCUUAACACACACAAAGGUUUGUUCCAAGUCAAUCGUUUACCUUUUGGUGUUUCCUCUAGUCCAGCUAUUUUUCAGAGAAUAAUGGAGGGACUGGUGGCAGGAAUUCCGAAGGUGGCUGUGUAUUUAGACGACAUCCUGUUGACGGGUAGGAACAAUCGAGAGCAUUUAGAGACGCUGAACGAAGUACUGAGACGACUGCGAGAGGCAGGUCUGAGGGUGAAGCGGAGCAAAUGUGCUUUCAUGGAACAGGAAGCAGAGUUUUUGGGGUACAAAGUGGACGCAUCGGGCCUACACCCCCUGCCAAACAAGGUAAAAGCUAUCCAAGAGGCACCUGCACCAACAAAUGUUACAGAGCUGAAAGCCUACUUAGGUUUACUCAACUAUUAUAACAGGUUCCUGCCAAAUCUGUCAACGCUGUUAGCUCCUUUACAUAAGCUCUUAAGGAAGGAGACACGAUGGUCGUGGCAAGAGGAACAGGCCAGAGCGUUUGAGCAGUCAAAGGAACUAAUGCAGUCUUCAGAGGUUUUGGUGCAUUACGAUAGUCACAAGGACUUAAUUUUGUCAUGUGAUGCCUCACCUUAUGGGUUGGGAGCUGUGUUGGCACACCGGAUGUCAGAUGGACAAGAGAGACCUAUUGGGUUCAUGUCACGAACUUUAACGCCAGCAGAGUCAAACUAUUCUCAGCUAGACAAAGAAGGGUUGGCUGUAAUGUUUGGAAUAAAGAGGUUCCACAAAUACCUCUAUGGCAGGAAGUUUACUAUUUGUACUGAUCAUAAGCCAUUGUUGUCAUUGUUCAAUGAGAUGAAAGCAGUGCCGCAGAUGGUUUCUCCACGAAUUCAGAGAUGGGCUGUAACUUUGAGAGCUUAUGAAUACGAGAUUGUGUAUAAGCCAGGAACACAUCAUAGCAAUGCAGAUGCGUUGAGCCGUUUGCCAAUACCAGGGCAUCUCAAGGAAGAGGAAACGGAAGAGCGAGUUUUGAUGAUGGAGGACACCACGUUAGUGUCUGCAAAGGAACUGAGUGUCUGGACAAGAAAAGAUCCGAUACUAGCUAAAGUGUUUCAGUGGGUCCAACAAGGCUGGCCAAUUCAACAAACUGAUGCAGAUUUUCGGCUUUAUGAGGUGAGAAAAACAGAGCUGAGUGUGCAAGCUGGAUGCGUGUUGUGGGGGGCACGAGUGAUAAUUCCACCCCCAGGAAGACGUGUACUUUUACAGCAAUUGCAUCAAGGUCAUGUGGGCAUUACCCGAAUGAAGGCCUUAGCACGAAGUUAUUUUUGGUGGCCAAAGUUAGACCACGACAUUGAAGUCGUUGUGAAAGAGUGUAAUACCUGUCAAGAGCAUCGUAACUUACCGAUGGGGGCACCAUUACAUCCAUGGGAGUGGCCGAGCCGACCUUGGCAGAGACUUCACAUAGAUUAUGCAGGACCAUUUAUGGGAGCCAUGUUUUUGAUAAUCAUGGAUGCUCAUUCUAAAUGGAUGGAUGCCUAUCCAGUCAAAACACCCACUUCUACCAUUACUAUUGAAUGCUUAAGGAAGAGUUUCAGUAACCAAGGAUUACCAGAGACUAUUGUAUCAGAUAAUGCUUCAUGUUUUACGAGUGAAGAGUUCAAGAGUUUUCUGAAAAAGAAUGGCAUUGUACAUGUCACUUCAGCGCCAUACCAUGCAGCUUCAAAUGGUUGUGCUGAAAGGGCUGUUCAGACUUUUAAAGCAAUGAUGAAAAAGUCUGGAGAAGGAAGUAUAGCAGCAAAAGUAUCAAGAGUGUUAUUCAACUACCGUAUUACACCACAAACUACCACGGGUUUGUCACCUGCCGAGAUGUUGCAAGGACGGAGAUUAAGGUCAAUAUUGGACUUGGUGUAUCCAAACAUCCGAGCUAAGGUAGAGGGGAACCAGUGGAAGCAAAAAGAACAUCAUGAUCGACGACGGAGAGAACGGAGUUUUCUGGAGGGAGAUGCAGUGAUGACGCGAAAUUUCAGUUAUGGUCCUAAAUGGAUUCCAGGGUUCAUUGUCAAGAACACAGGUCCAUUGUCGUACCAAGUGAGGUUGAAUGGAGAUUUCGUGGUGAGGAGACAUGUGGACCAGAUUCUGAGGAGCGACCCGAAGAGGGAAGUCAUGGAAGUGCGAAACCCGGAAAUACCGUUAAUUUCGGAAGCAGGAUUCGCAGGGGCAGGAGGAUCGCCAAUCGUGGAGCCUGAGGGAGACCACCGGAACUCGGAAGGAGAGGUUCCUGAGGAUCCAACUGUUCCAGGGAUGGACAUACCGGUACCAGAGAUGAGUAUGACUUGCAGAAGUUGUGAGAUGUAG
Protopterus annectens (West African lungfish) is the source of this 3792-nucleotide messenger RNA. RefSeq lists its product as uncharacterized. The record is from RefSeq and is a predicted model, not a curated record. The coding region runs from base 1 to 3792 and encodes 1263 amino acids. Gene Ontology annotation, molecular function: nucleic acid binding; zinc ion binding. The transcript has 4 exons. Gene Ontology annotation, biological process: DNA integration. NCBI's taxonomy places the organism in Eukaryota, Metazoa, Chordata, Ceratodontiformes, Protopteridae.